AUGGCUGAAGAUGGCAUGCUCCUGAAUUUUUCUAUUGGUGACAAUGUCAUCAAGCCAGAAGCCAAGUUCAAGGGAGGGACGUGGCGGGCUCGUCUCUCUGCGAAAAAGCGUUCCCAGCACAUACCGACUGGCGACGGAGGUACGAAUCGAAGAAACGCCGAUUCCAAGAAUCCGAAUAAGAUCCAGGUCCCAUCUACACGGCCAGCGAAGCGACAGAAGACCAACGAUUCGUCGAGAGGAGCAGGUGGCGACGGAGGUCAUCGAUCACGCCCUCAGCAGAAGAACCCCCACGAUUUCGUCUCGUCGCUUUUCACCAGUAACCCCGAACCCAAAAAUGUCGAAGAGCACAAGAAGGAUGAGGAUCUGGAGGACGCGAAGCCUACUAAUGCCCCGCUGAUCGACGGGAUCGAUACAUUCACCAACCUGGGCCUGUCGCCCCAACUCGCCGCCCACUUGCUCACCAAACUCGAACUGAAGGCGCCGACGGCUAUUCAAAAGAGCUCGAUUUCGCAAUUACUAAAGGAGGAAAGCGAUGCGUUCAUUCAGGCCGAAACGGGCUCCGGAAAGACUCUUGCCUAUCUUCUCCCGCUGGUGCAGCGCCUCAUCGAUCUUUCGAAGGCCUCCAAAGAUGCCGGGGUGCACCGCGACAGUGGAUUGUUUGCGAUUGUUCUCGCUCCCACUCGUGAACUGUGCAAGCAGAUCUCUGUUGUCCUGGAGAACGUCCUCCGGUGUGCGAACUGGAUUGUUGCGGGGACAGUCAUCGGUGGAGAAAAGAAAAAGUCGGAAAAAGCGCGUUUAAGGAAAGGUCUGAAUAUAUUGGUCGCUACUCCCGGACGGUUGGCGGACCAUCUCGACAAUACGGAAUCUUUGGAUGUCAGCAGCGUUCGGUGGUUGGUACUGGACGAAGGUGACCGCUUGAUGGACUUGGGUUUCGAGGAGGAACUGCAGGGAAUUGUCAAGAAACUCGAUGCCCGACAACGACCGAGUCGCAUUCCGGGGGUCCCCACCCGGAGAACUACAAUCUUGUGUUCGGCUACAUUGAAGAUGAAUGUUCAGCGACUGGGUGAAAUUAGUUUGAAGGAUGCGGUGCAUAUCAAGGCGAAUCCAGCCGACGAGGACGUGGAAACUCGCACCAAGUCUGAGGCAGAUGAGGCAUUCCGGGUGCCAGCACAGUUGAAGCAGUCGUACGCCAUUGUUGCUGCAAAGCUACGUUUGGUCACAUUGGUUGCUUAUCUGAAGAGAACUUUCAUUCGGAAGGGCUCUGUGAUGAAGGCUAUAGUAUUUGUUUCCUGUGCAGAUGAGGUCGACUUUCUCUUCGAGGUCUUCUCGAGAAAGCACGGCGAGAGAGGAAACAAAACCAGCGACGAUGACGAAGAAUCCGAGAUAUCCGAAGACGAGGAAGAAAAAGCAAAGAAACCCGAAAACGACAAGCUGGCCCAGCACGGCACCGUCGCCCCAGGCACGGCCUUCUCAAAUCCUUCCAACCCCGUAACGCUCCACCGACUGCACGGCUCUCUCCCUCAACACGUUCGAACAUCUACCCUCAACUCAUUCACACGCAGCACCACCGCCUCCGUCCUUAUCUGUACCGACGUUGCAUCCCGAGGACUGGAUGUCCCCAACGUCGACCUAGUCAUCGAAUAUGACCCAGCAUUCAGUGCGGAUGACCACACUCAUCGCAUCGGUCGUACCGCCCGUGUCGGGCGCGAUGGCCGCGCUCUGAUCUUCCUGCAACCAGGUUGCGAAGAGAACUACGUCGAGGUGCUCAAGCGUGGCUACCGAGACGGCGGCAAAGCGCUCACCCGGACGGAUGCCAACGAAAUUCUACGGCGCGGCUUCGGCGGCAACACAGAUUCAGACCGCAAGAACAAGAAUUGGGAGGAGAAGACGACAGACUGGCAGAUGGACGUUGAGCGCUGGGCGCUCGAGAACCCGCAAUACCUGGAGAUGGCACGCCGUGCAUUCCAGUCGCACGUGCGAGCCUACGCUACGCAUAUUGCUGCGGAGCGGAGUAUGUUUGAUAUCAAACAGCUUCAUCUGGGCCAUCUUGCGAAGAGUUUUGCUUUGCGGGAUCGGCCGGGCAAGAUCAAUGUUCCUGGUCUGCGACCUGGACAGGAGGAGACCAAGAAGGACUUCAAGGCGAGCCGUGGUGGAGCGAAGAGGAAGGCUGGAGAUGAUGUGCCUGCCCUGCGCCGUCUAGCACGGAUGACGCCGCGCGCAAGAUGA
This is a messenger RNA of Penicillium chermesinum, 2226 nucleotides long. RefSeq names its product putative ATP-dependent RNA helicase (gene dbp7). Gene Ontology annotation, molecular function: ATP binding; nucleic acid binding. The coding region runs from base 1 to 2226 and encodes 741 amino acids. Gene Ontology annotation, cellular component: nucleus. The transcript has a single exon. Gene Ontology annotation, biological process: ribosome biogenesis. The record is from RefSeq and is a predicted model, not a curated record. Lineage: Eukaryota; Fungi; Ascomycota; Eurotiomycetes; Eurotiales; Aspergillaceae.